Plutella xylostella (diamondback moth) is the source of this 3154-nucleotide messenger RNA. RefSeq names its product methionyl-tRNA synthetase 1 (gene MetRS). Gene Ontology annotation, biological process: methionyl-tRNA aminoacylation. Lineage: Eukaryota; Metazoa; Arthropoda; Insecta; Lepidoptera; Plutellidae. The record is from RefSeq and is a predicted model, not a curated record. Gene Ontology annotation, molecular function: methionine-tRNA ligase activity; ATP binding. Gene Ontology annotation, cellular component: cytosol; aminoacyl-tRNA synthetase multienzyme complex.
CUGUCAAUGGCAAUAAGUGUCAAUACGUUGCUAAAAACUUUUGAGGUUAGGAAAUACUUUUUCUCGGAUUAGUUUGUUUCUAAUUCGUUUUUUCUAUGAAAGUGUACUUCAAAUAAUACUUACGCUAAACAAAAAUGAAGAUCUAUACUAACGAGAAUAAUACUUCUACGCUAAAGUUGCUAAUUGCAGCUAACUUGGCUGGUAAAAAAGUUGAACUGAAAAAUGCAAAUUUCGGAGAGCCCCUGUUUGCAGGCCCGCGCUCGCUGCCACUGCUUGAGGUGGACGAGGAGCUCUUGUUCUUCUCCAGCAAUGCGGCCGCGCAGUACUUGAUGCCCGUGGUGGACCUUUCGCAGAAUGGACAGUGCCAACAAAUGCAAGAGUGGGAAGCCACGCGGCUCCUCCCAGCCACGCUGUCAGCAGUCACCGGCAAGCCAGCGCCGGAGCUGCGUCAGCUGCUGACAUCUCUGCUGACGGAUAUAGACGCGGUGCUGGCCAAGAAGAAGUAUAUACUUGGGGACAAACUGUCAGCAGCUGACAUAUCGAUCUGGAGCACCCUGUACCCGCUGUACUACAGCGCGACACACAAGACCACGUACCUGGAAGCGACCAAAAAUAUUCAAAAAUGGUUCGAAGACAUCGCUGCGGCUAAGGCUGUUCAAGAAGCAGUAAAGCAAUGGGGCGGCUCUGCACAGGGCCCCUUCGGCGCGCCCUCCGCGCUCGGGCUGCCACAAGUGCCGAGUCUGGUGGCGACUGCGACAUCACCAGAAGAGCCAGUGGAGGUGGGUCUCACGCCCGAGGAGAUCGAACUGGCUGAAGAGAACUGGAAGCACGGGCUCGAGCGACUGCAGCCGAAACUAGAGCAGGGGAAGGUUAUCCUACCCAUAAAAGGCCGCAAGAACAUUCUGAUCACCUCCGCUCUGCCCUACGUGAACAACGUGCCACAUCUGGGCAACAUCAUCGGAUGUGUGCUGUCGGCGGAUAUAUUUGCACGAUAUUGUCGGCUCUGUGACUACAACACACUGUACAUAUCUGGAACAGACGAAUAUGGCACAGCUACUGAAACUAAGGCGUUAGAAGAAGGCGUGACCCCCCGAGAGAUCUGCGACAAAUACUUCGCGAUCCACAACAGCGUGUACCGCUGGUUCAACAUCGGGUUCGACCACUUCGGCCGCACCAGCACCGCGGAACAGACCGAAAUCACCCAGAAGAUGUUCCUGAAGCUCCAGGACAACGGCUUCAUCAGCAAGAAGUCGGUCGACCAGCUGUACUGCCAGCAGUGCAGCCGCUUCCUCGCUGACAGGUUCGUGGAGGGAGUGUGCCACCACCCCGGCUGUCUGUACCCCGACGCUAGAGGGGACCAGUGCGACAAGUGCGGGAAACUGAUCAAUGCCACCGAACUGGUCAACCCACGGUGUAAGGUGUGCGGAGACUCACCGAUAAUCAGAGCCAGCGAACAGCUGUUUAUUGAGUUAAAUCAGUUAGAGCCCUCAAUCCGCGCGUGGUCCGACAAAGCGUCAGCGGGCUGGGCGGGCGGCGCGCGCGCCGUGCUGCGAGCCUGGCUCAAGGAGACUCUGAGACCUCGCGCUGUUACUAGAGACUUGAAGUGGGGCGUGCCCGUGCCUAACUACCCGGAUAAGGUAUUCUACGUGUGGUUCGACGCGCCGCUGGGCUACAUGAGCAUCACUCAGAGUGCUACUAAGGACUACGAGAAGUGGUGGAGACCAGACAAGGAGUGUGACGUAAAACUCUACCAAUUCAUGGCGAAGGACAACGUUCCGUUCCACGCGCUGAUGUUCCCGGCGGCGCUGCUCGGAGUCAACGAGGGACACCUCCUCGUGCAUCAUAUCUACUCCACCGAAUACUUGAACUACGAAGAAGGAAAGUUCUCGAAAUCAAGAGGCGUCGGCGUUUUUGGAACAGACGCUCAGGACACGGGUAUACCAGCGGACGUGUGGCGCUUCUACCUGGCGAGCAUCCGCCCCGAGUCUUCCGACUCCAGCUUCAGCUGGGCCGAGUUGGGCACUAAAAACAACUCGGAGCUACUGAACAAUCUGGGCAACUUCUGCCACCGCUCGCUCAGCUUCUGCUACAACUCGUUCAAGGGUGCCGUCCCGGAUGUGAACCCGGGACCCGAGGAGUAUGAGCUGAUGGCACUGGUUAAUAGGGAGCUUAUUGCCUACGUAACAGAGAUGUCUCAAGGCCGCCUCCGCUUCGCUCUCCGCCGGGUCUUAUCCAUAUCCCGGCUCGGCAAUCAGCGCAUGCAGUCUGCACAGCCGUGGAUACUGCUGAAGGGAACCGAUGAGGACAAAAUCCGCGGCGCAACAACGAUAGGCCUGUGCUGCCAGAUCGCCGCGUUACUCUGUGCAGUCCUAUCUCCGUACAUGCCGGUCACCACGCGCCAGCUGGCUCAACAACUCAAUGUGGACAUGGGGACGCUGAGGAUUAACCCUGACAACCCAUCUCUCCUCCAAUACCUGCCCCGAGGCCACGUCAUCAACCAGCCCUCGCCUCUGUUCAGCAAGCUAGAGCCGGAUGCACUGGAGGCAUUGAGGACCAAGUAUGCGGGGACACAGAGCGAGAGAGAGGGGAAGAAAAACGAUGCAGCUUCAGUGGCAGCUUUAGAAGAAGCGAUAGCAAAACAGGGUGAAAAAGUCCGUCAGCUGAAGGCGAGUACUAAGGAUAAGUCUGUGUGGCAACCCGAGGUGAACGUUCUGCUAGAUUUGAAGAAACAACUUACGGCUGCGCAGGCGCAGGCAAAAUCGGCUCCGAAACCUAGUGCGAUCGCGGGCAACGUGUCAGUGGCGCAGCUAGAAGAUGCCAUAGCAAAACAGGGUGAGAAAGUUCGUCAGCUGAAGGCGAGUACAAAAGACAAGGCGGUGUGGACGCCUGAAGUGAACAUUCUACUUGAUUUGAAGAAACAACUGACUGCUGCUCAGGCGCAGGCGAAAACCCAGACCGCACCGGCCCCCGUACAAGGCCCCUCAGUAGCUCAGUUAGAAGAGGCGGUAGCGAAACAGGGUGACAAAGUACGUCAGCUGAAAGCGAGUACCAAAGACAAGUCUGUGUGGCAACCGGAAGUGAACGUACUGUUGGACCUGAAGAAACAACUGGCCGCGUUACAAGUUAAAUAAAAUUAUUCCAAUGUGAAAUGAGA